Molecule: messenger RNA, 2543 nt
Organism: Triticum aestivum (bread wheat)
Lineage: Eukaryota; Viridiplantae; Streptophyta; Magnoliopsida; Poales; Poaceae
Exons: 3
Coding region: 306-2543 (745 amino acids)
Source: RefSeq, a predicted model, not a curated record
GUGUGUGGACUGUGGAGUUAAUGGCGGUUAACCUGGAACAGCUUGUUGAUGACAGCGAUUGGACUGAGGUAAAGGUUAUCAACCGCUACGCUGUGUUCAUGAGUUAUCUAUCCAUGGCCAUCAAGGGCUUGGGUUUCUUGGUGCUUACUUGGACCACCGUUGUACUUCUCGGUGGCUUCGUCUCUAUGCUGCAUAAGAAGGACUUUUGGUGUUUGACCUUCAUCACCCUUGUACAGACAGCUGGGUUAGUACUCCUCUCUCCCUUUUUUUUUCGUAUCACUUAUAUAUAGCUCUGACUACAAAAGAUGUACAACAGGAUUUUUGAUGUUAAUCUGAAUGAGAAACUAGGCUAUAUGAAGAAUGCAUUCAUGGGGUUCUUCGUGGCCAUUGUUUGGGGCAUAGUAGGUGAACAUAUGGCCCCUCAGAUGACGAUGUACCCAGGCCCUCUGGUGAUUCAUUUCUUGACUUAUAUGUGUCUCAUGUCGGUGGCAUUACUUUUAACAUUGGUUCAAGUAGUGGUGUUUGCCAUAAUAUUGGGCCCUCUGGCGAUUAUAUACGUGCUUGGGAUAUUCAUGUCCGGAGUGAUUUCAUUGUGGCGUCUGAUAGAGCACGAUUAUGGGAGCAACUCGGAUGGAGAAGCAUCAAACCUAUCGCCGGCUAUGGACACCUUGUACUACCUUGCUCUGCUCCAGGGUGUGCUCUUCUGCUAUAGGUUCGUGUUGGGUCGCGCGGAGAAGAGGAUGCCUAAGGCCGGGGCCGACUCGAAAGUUCAAGUAGUACUUCAGAAUUACUUGCGCGAAACAAAGAGAGGAUGUGAGAAGGACCCGACAUUUGCGGAAGGAAGGAACCUUACCUCAUAUGCUGUUGACAAGAUUGGUUCCAAUUCACCAGUUGACUGCAUUUCCGGGGUGAAGAUCUUGUACGCAGCCAUAAGCAUGGUGGAGAUGCAGGAUAUUUGGGAUAGUCCGAGCAAUGUCACUGGGCAGCGCAUGCUCAUGAAACAUCUGGUCUUGUCUGCAUCAUCCUCUCGACACGUACUGCAAAAAUUGCUAGAGAUGAUGGAUUCAAGAGGCCUACAUGACAGAGAGAUAAGAAACCAGGCCGCGACGAUAGUGGAGCGACUUGCAUUCUACAUUAAUUUGGAGCAGUUUCCUCGGGGUAUUCAACACAUAUCUUCCCUAAUCGGGACGUUUGAACAAUACAACUUAGCCGAGCCAUAUACCAGUUCCAAAAAAGAAUAUGAGCAUCAUUUGAAACUACAGGUCACUCGUCGGCGCCCUUCACUGGCAGGCGAACUUGGGGAAGCCUACAAGGAGUUGUUGUUACAAGGCCUGUCUAUCCUCCGGAAUCUUGCUGCCGACGAAAACAAUUGCAGAGUCAUGAGCGACACCCGGGAUCUAGUCUCCAAGAUCAUGGCGCCCGUCACUUCUGACCUACUCGACCACACCACUCGUGAUCAUGGUACAUGGUACGAAGUAGUAGAUCGAUCAAUGGAAGUGAUGAGCCAAUUAACCAAUGCUCAAGGAGAAACUGGGACCAAGCUACGUCGUGAAAUAUCAAGCGACGCAAAAGCAAUCGGCACUCUCCAGAGGAUUGUUAGCUGUAAAAAUUGUAAAGAAGAGCUGCGGCAAAGAGCCAUUUGGAUUCUCAGACGAUUGUACAAGGAUACUAUCGGAACAAACAUAUCAGCUAAUUUCGAUUUUCUCAAAAGAGGAAAUAGUUAUUGCAGAGAAGACUUUGUUAGGCUGCUAGUGAACAUCUUUACUCACAAUAACGAGUAUAGCAGCUCCAUCAGAGGAUAUGCAGGAGAAGCACUGUCUGAGAUAUGUUCCCUUGGCCGAAUUAGUGAUGCCACAAUUGUCAUACAAACAAGUGGUGAUGUUGUUGAUAGUUUCGCUCAAGUGCUUUUACAUGAAGAGGACAAGACAUGCGGACAAGCAGCUGCUGAAAUUCUUGAGCAUCUAUGUACCCAUUACACCAAGGAUGAUGAAUACCUUCGCAAACUUAAGAAGGCAAUCCUCGGGGUGAUUGGAAAAAUACUUUGUUGUGGAGACGUAACGCAUAAUGGAAAAGACAUAGAAAGCCUGUGUGAUGGCAAAGAAGAAUACAGUGAUCGGGACAAGAAGUACGAGGGAUUCCAGGUGGACGCACUCUCAAUCUACGACAUGAGGUUGAUCAUUGAUUUGCAUCCUCAGUUGGAUGCAUCUAACUUUCUAAACAAGCUCAAGCAGAUAGUAGUUGAAAAAAGUGACUCCACCGUCGAAAACUUGUCAUUGUGCAAGGCUACCGGUAAUAUGGUCAUAUCAAUGAUGAAAUACUACACUAGUGGCGGGUUCUUCAAGCAAGAGGACUUUGGAAGCUUGAUAGAGGCACUCUCUGGUACUUCCAAGAAAAUGCUGGAUCUCGACUACUCAGUGGUUUGUUCUUCUGCCAGCAGCUCCGAAACUAGAAUGAAGCUUGAUGGGCGCACUCUCGCGUCCCUCGUGAGAGAAGCGAAAGAACUGCUUGCUACCAGGCUACCAUCUGCCUCUUUCGGUGGUUGA